Molecule: messenger RNA, 1302 nt
Organism: Ogataea haglerorum
Lineage: Eukaryota; Fungi; Ascomycota; Pichiomycetes; Pichiales; Pichiaceae
Exons: 2
Coding region: 1-1302 (433 amino acids)
Biological process (GO): proteolysis
Molecular function (GO): metallodipeptidase activity
Source: RefSeq, a predicted model, not a curated record
AUGCCGGACGCAUAUGCGUUGGACAGGUUGGUCUGGUCCAAAGUCUUCAGGAAGUAUCCCACGCAAGCGUACGUGAGGAUCCAGAAGUCGAUCUUGAAGUACAUUUAUCUCUCCUUGGGAGAUUUGUCGAGCGUGUCCCAGAGCUUGCCCUUGUGGCGGUGCCAGAACGCGGAAACAGACAUGGCGGUAGUCCAGCGGGACCUCAUCUGCGCUUAUCGAAGCCACACUCCACAGCGGAGUUUUCCUGCAGCUAAAACUCCGACCAUGCAAACAAAAUCACCGCAUGACUUUUCUUCCUCCAACAUGCUUUUUGAAGACGAAGCCCGCCAACUGUACCGCGAGUCCAUCCACAUCGACUCGCUCAACAUCUCCAAUUGGGGACCAGAAAUCUUUCACGCCUGGCGCAAGGGUGGCAUCACCGUCGUCUCGUGCACCUGCGGCCUCUGGGAGGACUUCAAGGGCACCAUUGCCAACAUCGUCCAGUGGAAAAAGUGGUACGAGGAGUACAGCGACCUUAUCAUGGAGGUCACCAGCAUUGAGGAUAUCUACACCGCCAAGAAGCUCAACAAGACAGGCGUCAUCCUCAAUUUCCAAAACACCUCUGGCAUUGAGGACCAGCUGGACUAUCUGCGUGUGUUCCGCGACCUCAACGUCCGCCAGAUGCAGCUCACGUACAACACGCAGAACUACUCCGGCGCAGGCUACACGGAGCUGCGCGACUCCGGACUGACCGGUUUUGGCAGAGAGGUGGUGGACCAGAUGGCAGAUCUGGGGAUCGUGUGCGAUCUGUCGCACGUCGGGCACCAGACGACGAUGGACACGAUUGAGUACGCGCGCAAGCCGCCGUGCUUUUCGCACGUGUUGCCAUCGGGCAUGAAAAAGUCCGGCCGCAACAAGACCGACGAGGAGAUCCUGGCGCUGGGGGCCAAGGGCGGCAUGGUUGCUGCCUCCAACUUCGGACCCCACAUGAAGAAGGGCAACGAGAGCACGAUCGACGACUACGUGGAGGUGCUGGAGUAUUUCAUUGGCCUUGUGGGGGAGGAUCUUGUCGGGAUCGGGUCCGACGCGUCGGAGGGCCACGCCCGGCCGUCGCCGUUCCUGGAGUGGUGCAACAGGGACAAGGGCUACGCGCGCAAGAUGACCGAGUGGGGCGCCGCGCCGGUCGUCAAGCCGCUCGGCAAGCUCGCCGACCGCGAGGAGCUGGCUGUGGCGAUGGCAAGACGCGGCUGGUCGGCCGAGAGAAUGCGCAAGGUGCUGGGUCUCAAUUGGCUGAACUACUAUCAGCGCAUCUGGGAAAACUGA